Messenger RNA from Emericellopsis atlantica, 978 nucleotides. Its product is annotated as mitochondrial carrier domain-containing protein. Lineage: Eukaryota; Fungi; Ascomycota; Sordariomycetes; Hypocreales; Bionectriaceae. The record is from RefSeq and is a predicted model, not a curated record. Gene Ontology annotation, biological process: mitochondrial transport; carnitine transmembrane transport. Gene Ontology annotation, molecular function: O-acyl-L-carnitine transmembrane transporter activity. The transcript is spliced from 2 exons. The coding region runs from base 1 to 978 and encodes 325 amino acids. Gene Ontology annotation, cellular component: mitochondrial envelope.
AUGGCGUCGAAAACAGAGGCCGUCGCCCACUCAAUCCCCACGCCGCCCUCCAAGGAAGAGGCAAAGAGCUCCAUCGCCUCACAAGUCCGCGCCCUCGCUGCCGGUGGAUUCGGUGGACUUUGCGCCGUCGUCGUGGGCCACCCCUUUGACCUGGUCAAGGUCCGUCUCCAGACUGCGGAGAAGGGCGUCUACAACGGUGCCAUUGAUGUGGUGAAGAAGAGCAUCGCGAGGGAUGGCCUGAGGCGGGGAUUGUAUGCCGGCGUCAGUGCGCCGCUAGUCGGUGUCACGCCCAUGUUCGCCGUCUCGUUCUGGGGGUACGACCUCGGCAAGCAGAUCGUUUCCGCUACAUCCACCGUCUCCCCCGAGGGAUUCACCAUUGCCCAGACGUCCGCGGCCGGCUUCUUCUCCGCCAUUCCCAUGACAGCCAUCACCGCGCCCUUUGAGCGCGUCAAGGUCAUCCUACAGGUGCAGGGCCAGAAGCAGCUCGCCCCCGGGGAGAAGCCGAAAUACAAUGGCGGCGUCGACGUCGUCCGUCAGCUGUACAAGGAGGGUGGUAUCCGCAGCGUGUUCAGGGGCAGCGUCGCAACCCUGGCGCGUGACGGCCCCGGCAGUGCUGCGUACUUUGCAGCGUACGAGUACAUCAAGCGCAGAAUGAGUCCCAAGGACCCCGUGACGGGCAAGCCGACGGGGGAUCUGAGCUUGAUGGCCGUGACGUGUGCCGGUGCGGCUGCCGGUGUGGCCAUGUGGAUUCCCGUGUUCCCCGUCGACACGGUCAAGUCGAGAUUGCAGACAGCGGAGGGCAAUGUCACAUUGGGCGGUGUGGUGCGCGAGCUCUACGGCAAGGGUGGUUUGAAGGCCUUCUUCCCUGGAUUCGGGCCAGCGCUGACCCGAGCUGUUCCCGCAAACGCUGCGACUUUCUUGGGCGUGGAGCUGGCGCACAAGGCGAUGAACAAGACGUUUGGCACAUUGAAUUUGUAG